Messenger RNA from Dimorphilus gyrociliatus, 868 nucleotides. The record is from the annotation of a GenBank genome assembly. Lineage: Eukaryota; Metazoa; Annelida; Polychaeta; Dinophilidae.
ACUCAGCUGACAGCUCAAAGUUAAAAGUGAUUAGAAGCUAUUGUCUACUCGAGAGAAAUAUUUUCUGUCGAGUUAUUCAAUUAUUAUGGCAUUACAUGAACAACUUGCUAAAAGUUUAUCCAUUAAAGCGGAUGACGAUUGGCCCGAAGAUAUAAUGAAAAAGAAGAGAAUAGUUCCCAUAAGACAAAUGAAUGUUGCAUGUAGAGACGAACUUGCUUUUACAUUCCAUUCAUUGAAUGAAAUGCUUAAGAUUGGAAAUGAAGAGGAUACUGCAAAGUCUCUAUUGGAUUAUUUCGUAAUCGACGUUGAAGGUCUUCCUCUUGUCUUGGACGGUCCAGUUACACUUCUACCGGGAGAAACGAAACUCUUUUCCAUUGAACGGCCACCUUUAAACUGUCUUACGGAUUAUUUGUUUUUCGAAUGCGACGGUACAAAACCUUUGCUGCAUAACGUUCGACUAAUUAAUGGAAUACAAAACGCUCACAAACAAGAAUUGCCAGUUAUAAUCAGCAAUCGUAGUAUGACUGAGAAGAAGUUACCCGAUAGAUUGGUUAUUGGUAAAGUUUUAGAAUUGGCUUCUAGCAAACAGUAUUCACUUCAUAAACCAAGACCACCAAGAUCACCACCCAAACACAUACAUUUCUCUCCCAGUAAGCCUAACGAUAAGCCUAGAGUAUCGUGUGAAUGUGAAAACGAAAGGCAGAAGAAAAAAAUAUCUAUGUUGAAUAGAUUACAGAGUGUAAGGAAUGAAAUUAAUGGCCUAUCAUUUGCUAUUAAUCGUCUAGUUAGUGAAAAAACUCAUCUUGUUGAGGAAGAGAAGAAAAUUCAAAAAAUUCUUAUGAUUUACAACAUAAAAUUUUCAUCUUGA